This is a messenger RNA of Fraxinus pennsylvanica, 1200 nucleotides long. Lineage: Eukaryota; Viridiplantae; Streptophyta; Magnoliopsida; Lamiales; Oleaceae. The record is from the annotation of a GenBank genome assembly.
AUGCGAAGUGAAGCUUACGCCGCCAUCGAGACCUACCUCUCGAGGUCAAGGAGGCGAGUCCGUGGGCGGCUCAAGGCGGACGUAAUCAAGAACAGCCAAUCUCUGGUUCUUACCAUGGAUGAUAAUGAAGAAGUGGCUGACGAAUUUCAGGGAGUAAAAGUCUGGUGGGCUUCUGGAAAGAACCUUUCCAAGACACAGACUUUUUCUUUCCAGCCAGUUCCUGCUGAUGAAAAGAGAUAUUUCAAGCUAAAAUUCCAUAAAAAGCAUAGAAAUUUAAUCACUGGUUCGUACUUGAAUCAUGUAUUGAAGGAAGGGAAGGCGAUAAAGGUGAAAAACCGGCAGCGAAAACUGUACACAAACAGUGGGUCCUCCUGGAGUUUUGUACCAUUUGAGCAUCCAGCAAAUUUCCAGACAUUAGCGAUGGAGCCUGAAAAAAAGGGGGAGCUUGUUAAUGAUUUGAUUACAUUUAGCAAGGCUGGAGAAUUUUAUUCAACUAUUGGUAGGGCCUGGAAACGCGGUUAUCUUCUUUACGGCCCGCCAGGGACUGGUAAAUCCACUACAGUUGCUGCCAUGGCUAAUCUACUAGGGUAUGACAUUUAUGAUCUUGAAUUAACAGCAGUGAAAGACAAUACAGAAUUGAAGAAAUUAUUGAUCGCGACAUCUAGCAAGUCGAUUAUUGUGAUUGAGGAUAUUGAUUGUUCAGACGACCUGACUGGACAAAGGGCGAAGAAAAGGGAGAAGAAGGAUAUAGAAGAAAAUGUUCCUGUGAAGAAAUUCAUAAAGGAAGAAUCAGAAUCAAGAAUUAGUAAGGUUACACUUUCUGGACUUCUGAAUUCCAUAGAUGGGCUAUGGUCAGCUUGUGGGGGAGAAAGGCUGAUUGUAUUUACUACCAACUAUGUGGAGAAACUGGAUCCUGCCCUUAUUCGGAGAGGACGAAUGGAUAAGCACAUUGAGUUGUCAUAUUGCAGUUUUGAAGCUUUUAAGGUUUUGGCAAGGAACUAUCUUAAUUUGGAGUCGCACUAUUUGUUUUCGAGAAUUUGUAGUUUCCUCGAGGAAAUCAAGAUUACUCCAGCAGAUGUUGCAGAAAGUUUGAUGCCAAAGACUGUACCUGUUGAUGCAGAAAGUUGUUUGCAGGAUCUUAUUUUAGCUCUCGAGGGCGCAAAAAAGCAAGCAGGGACGGAAAACCACAUGAUUAAAUAA